Molecule: messenger RNA, 954 nt
Organism: Zophobas morio
Lineage: Eukaryota; Metazoa; Arthropoda; Insecta; Coleoptera; Tenebrionidae
Product: syntaxin-12-like
Exons: 9
Coding region: 1-954 (317 amino acids)
Biological process (GO): intracellular protein transport; vesicle-mediated transport; vesicle fusion
Cellular component (GO): endomembrane system; SNARE complex; membrane
Molecular function (GO): SNARE binding; SNAP receptor activity
Source: RefSeq, a predicted model, not a curated record
AUGUCAUUUGCAAAUAUCGAUCAAGAAUCAAACUUUCCUUCUAAUAUUAUUGAAAUUGGUUUUCAGGAAGAGGAACAUCUCAAAGAAUAUAAUUUUUGCGUUGACGAAAUUUCCAAAAAUAUAGAUCUUCUUUCGGAUAACACUGACUUUUUACAAAAUAUAACACUUCGUGUUGGCCAAGAAAAGAGCUUAAAUAGUUAUCUGGAGCAAAUCCAAGAACUACAAAAUGCAUCAACUAUAAUUGCUAAGGAAACUGCUUCUUUAAUAAAAAAACUUCAGAGGCUUACAUUAACUCCCCCAAGACUAGAGCAUAAAAAGAGACUGGUUCAAAAUAAGUUAUACAAAAGAUUUGCAGAGCGCUUGGAACGUUUUGAGGCCGCUCAAAAGGCACUUAUUGUUAAGGAGAGAGGCCAAGUAGAUAAAGCUAAAAUAUUAAUUCAAGAUCAAGACGAAUUUUCUUCUGAAGAGCUAAACGAGAGUCAGAGACUGCUUCAGGAUAAUAAACAGACCACUCUUAGUUGGGAUUUACAAAGUAAUGAAAAUUUAAUUGCAAAAAGAGAAGAAGAAAUAAAAGAGCUUGAAAACGCCAUUGUUGAAGUAAAUGGAAUAUUCAGAGAUCUCAGCAGUUUGAUUCACGAUCAACGAUUCCUUGUCGAGGACAUAGAGUCCAACAUCCGAUCCGUCUCGGACAAUGUUAAUCAAGGCACUGAGGAGCUUAGGCGGGCUCAAGGCCAUCAAAGAAAGUCGAGGAAUAAGAUGUGCCUUUCACUCAUAGCAUACGCCUUUCUAAACAAAAGCCUUCGCACGCCGUUAGUGGCUUACAAGCAGGAGCACGCACGCCGCUUAGCUGAUUCCGUAAACCUGGUAGUCAAUUACCCAAGUCUAGUUCCACAGCUAUCCCGUUGCUUUUUACUGAGGAUUGUGUGCGGUCUUUUAAUGUAUCCCAGCGCAUAG